Molecule: messenger RNA, 414 nt
Organism: Dibothriocephalus latus
Lineage: Eukaryota; Metazoa; Platyhelminthes; Cestoda; Diphyllobothriidea; Diphyllobothriidae
Source: the annotation of a GenBank genome assembly
UUGUAUAGUUCUUUUUGGAGCGUCAUCCGAGGAAUCCUUUCAGAGGACGGACCAAGAGGCUUCUACAAGGGCUACAGGUGCACCCUCGCCAGAGAGCUACCCGGCAUAUUUUUCUACAUUGGCGGAAAUGAGACGGCACGAUUUCUGAUGACACCAGCUCACAAAUCAACCGAUGAGCUGAGUCCUGUAUGCACCGCUAUUGCUGGUGGUUUCGGCGGUGUCUGUCUCUGGACCGUUAUCUUUCCACUGGACGUGGUAAAGUCUCGAAUUCAGGUUGGACGGACGUCUGUCGCUUGUCUUAUGACCUCUGAGGCUACAACGGUGGCAUUUGAAACACCACCACCACGGAUUAUCCCGACAUUGUGGAAUAUAUUGAGAACAGAGGGUAAGGAAGCCUUUUCGGGCUUAUUUUAG